Bombus impatiens (common eastern bumble bee) is the source of this 3317-nucleotide messenger RNA. RefSeq names its product ceramide kinase (gene Cerk). The record is from RefSeq and is a predicted model, not a curated record. The transcript is spliced from 8 exons. The coding region runs from base 186 to 1766 and encodes 526 amino acids. Gene Ontology annotation, molecular function: kinase activity. NCBI's taxonomy places the organism in Eukaryota, Metazoa, Arthropoda, Insecta, Hymenoptera, Apidae.
AUUGAGUCGAUCGUGCACCGUAGUUGUGCUCCAGCUAACGAGCGAGUAGGAUUGUAAAGAAUUUUCUCUGUUCGUGUUCCAUUCGUAAGCGUUGUUUUCGAUUUCCGCGUCGAUCUUCUCGCGUAUAACAAAUCAAUCGACGUAAAGAUGACUUCCCUACGAUCUUAUUGUUGAACGAGUUACUUAUGGAAAGGCAGUCAAAACCAGCCGUCAGUAUGAUGCAGGAGAUCACAGACCAGUCCUCCAGGACUGUCCUCCUGAAUACGUUUGUGGUAAAAAAGAAACGGUGCAGAGUCUACUUUCAUCGUGGCACUCUCAUCUGGGAAACGGAGAAACCUCCAUAUACGAGAUGGACACUACCGAUGACUGACGUGCUCGCCGUUCGUUACGGGGAUGAUUGGAUACAUGGGGUGAAUCUGAAGGAGAAACAACCGCCUCCAACAUCGCCUACCUCGCCCACCGUCUGCCCGACGAAUUUCAUUCUCCACUACGCUGUACGUGGACCAAAGAAUAAAUGGAGCCAUCAUAGUGUGACCAUGAGCCACACCGACCCUAGGCAAGUCGCCUCCUGGGUUAAAACCAUCCGAAAUUACCUCAUGGGAUUAACCCAUCGUCCUAGGAAGAUUUUACUAUUCAUCAACCCGUUUGGAGGGAAGAAAAAGGGUUUGAAGAUUUGGGAGAAGGAUGUACAGCCUCUAAUGACUAUUGCUGGCAUUGAUGCGAAGAUACUAGUUACAGAGAGGGUUGGCCAUAUUCGUGAUGUCCUCUUAAGCGUCGAUUUUACUGACUUCCAUGCGAUAGUAUGCAUCGGCGGAGACGGUACUGUCGCGGAGGUGAUCAACGGCCUGGUACUGAGGACCUCGAGGGAUCGACAAAUCGACCCGAAUAAUCCAGAAGUGAAUCUACCGACUCCUCGACUUCCGAUCGGAGUGAUACCCAGCGGAAGUACCGACACGAUCGCGUACAGCCUCCAUGGAACCACCGAUGUGCAAACGGCGACGAUACAUAUCAUUUUUGGCGACAGCACUGGCCUCGACGUCUCCUCCGUGCACAAUGACCAGUCGUUGCUCAGGCUAUACGCCAGCAUGCUCAGUUACGGCUAUCUAGGCGACGUGAUACGGGACAGUGAAAAGUUUCGUUGGAUGGGACCCCAGAGAUACGAUUACUCCGGUUUCAAGAAGAUCCUCGCGAAUAAAGGUUACGAAGGUGAGAUCCAGCUCCUAUCGGACCCUUGCCAUCCAGCAACCAGUACAAGAUGUAUAAAAAACUGCACCAGGUGCCUCCAACACAUGCACAACAGUAUUCCAGAUAAAGAAAUAACCAGAUGGUUGACUAUCAGAGGUAAAUUCUUCAUGGUGAAUGGUGUCAAUCUCGCCUGUGGUUGCUCCAGGAGCCCCAUGGGUUUCAGCCCUCAUUGUCAUGUCGGAGACGGUUGCGUAGACGUAAUUCUCGUCCGACAUACCUCGCUUUUUAACAAUAUCAGGAUGUUGUUGAGGUUGUCCAGCAAACAGAAGACUUUGUACGAUCUGCCGUUCGUCGAGGUGUAUAGAGCCAGGGAGUUCACGUUCCGCACCUUACCUACCUUGCACAUGCAGUCUAAUAGCGAGAUUAGCAACCGCUAUCUGAACUCGAGCCUGAGCGUAUGGAACUGCGACGGCGAGGUGAUCGAUAGCUCCAAUGUGAAAAUCAGGGUACACUGCCAACUAGUGAACAUAUUCACGAGACGAGCCCAGGAACCAGUUCACGGCCGGACCUGUUUCUGUUAGUGGCGAGUAGUAGUCGAUCUGCUGGUCACCAACGUUGCGUUGCUUAAAGUAAGAGAACGACAAACGCGCGUUUUCGAACGAACACGAUGGCAUUCAAAUCGCAUAGUUCCUUCGACUUGCCCUAAUUAAUCGUUAUCGCGAUAUCGACGUGUGGCGCGCGAGGACAACGAAUAAUUGUCCCGCACGGCGACCACAUCUCCAAAGAUUAUGGGUAUACCAUAACAUCUUUUCACGACUACGAAGAAACGUUUGUAGUUGUGAAACAGAAAAACUGUCUAAGAAUAUCGUUAAAUCUAUACUUUAAAGUUUACCAAUGUAUGAAAGUCGUAGAAUUGGUAACGAGGAAAUUGAAGAGUUUGAAAUUUUUUGGAAGAAGUUUGAAAUUCGGAAACAUUCAAAACACGCAGUAUUGAAUAUCUUGAAUAGUCCAUGACGUCGCAAUUCACAAGAUAUCGUCGUUGUUCGAGCGUUUGACUAACAGCGGAGCUUUCUACCGAAUACUCCGUGCGACGCGUGUCACAGCUAUGCCUAUCUGUCCGGUAUUUCUUCGAAUCAAGGUCUGAAACCACCAAGAUAGAUGUUAACGUCCAUGAAGACCACGAAGAAUACGGGACCUUACGUUUGCACAGCGAUACUCGGCCAAUCCUUUUCCCUUUUCCCUUCUUAUUAUUAAAUUAUAGCCUGUAAUUGUCGAACAUUCCAUCGUGGAUGUCUCCACUACGCUGCGACUCAGCCGAUAAAUUGUACUUACAGAGUUUUGUAUAACGGAGACCGGUUUUUCCGGUCUUUUCCCAACGUUGUUGCAGUGGUUGCGCAUUUUCGUACUUAAAAUACACACACAUACACAUUUGAGAUGCGAUUAUCGUAGAUUCGGUGCAUGGAUGGACUUUUCUCUGAAUGAGAUUUCUAAAGAUAUUACCAUUAGGGCGCUUAAGUUUACUCGAUAGAAGUUUAGAGUGUAUAGUACGAGCGUCGUCCUUAAGACUCCAUUAUAUAUUUUUCACCUGGAGGACGAGCCAAAGAGACGAAGAAAAGUGACUUAAGUGCUAUGAGUUCGCAAUCGAAGAAAAUAAGAAAAUCGUAAGAGAAUCGACGAAGUGUUGUUUGGAACUCUUUAAGGUAUCAGUAUAGUCAAUUGGUUUCUUGACGAGUUGAACUUUAGAAUCCAAUGGAAUUUACUAAUUUGGAUCAAUUUUCAGAUAAUUUUCCAACUCUGGCCGCCUAUGACAAUUCUAAAUUUCCAACAACGAAUGACCGAUUUUUUUUUACUUUCCAAAAACCUCUUAAAGUUUUCUAACAUAACUAUAUUCUGUAAGAAACGUUUCAAGACGUCAAAUGGUCAUCCAAACACGUGCAAAGAUACUUUGACUAAACUGAUAUCUUUGUGAUCCAAGCGUUUCGUCGUCGGUAGCAUUAGACUAGCGAUAUUUUCUUUAUGAAGCCCAAGAUGGCUGACUACCUGUACAGACAAAAAGAAAGAGAAAAAGAGAACACAUGUAUUUUCGUGAAACGAGCACGAUUUUAAGAAAGCUGCAUCUAUAGCUGUAGAGA